AUGUCUUCCUCGGCCGAGAAGAAGCCCAGGCGCAAGCAGCAGCAGAAGACGUACGAGUCGGAGCCCGAGGAGCUUUCUUCCGCAGAGGAGAGCCCCCCACCUCGCCGCAACCGCCAGAUGCAGAGGCGAGGACAAAAGAAGCAGCAGGGCGGCGGCGGCGGCGGCGGCCUGGGAGGUGACCUCCUGGGCGGUGGUGGCCUCGGGGGCGUCGGGCAAACCGCCAACGGCCUCGUCGGCGGAGCCACGGGCGCGCUAGGCGGCAUCGCAGGCCAAGCUAUGGACCAGGGCGGCGGCAAGAGCGAUACGCUCCGCCUGCGUCUGGACCUCAACCUAGAGGUCGAAAUCACUCUCAAGGCCAAGAUCCAUGGUGACUUGGAGCUGGCGCUACUCUCCCACUUCCCGUCACCACACACAAACACAACUAGACAACAACACACUACUACACAUUAA
Molecule: messenger RNA, 450 nt
Organism: Pyricularia oryzae 70-15
Lineage: Eukaryota; Fungi; Ascomycota; Sordariomycetes; Magnaporthales; Pyriculariaceae
Exons: 2
Coding region: 1-450 (149 amino acids)
Source: RefSeq, a predicted model, not a curated record